AAAUACCUGGAUGCAGAGUGUCAAGACAAGCUCAAGAAGUCGCUUGACGGCCUUGAAAAGUGGAAGAAAAUCAAUACCAGGAACUCGGUGCCUCAACAGGAGAACGGCUCUGACUGUGGUGUCUUCCUCUGUACCUUUGCGGAAUUCCUCUCUCGUGGCACUGAAUUCACCUUCUCACAGGUAAGUCCAGCCGUAUUUUUAGCCUCUUUUUUUCUGAUUGUACUACCGGCAACUCGUACCUCAAAAGGCAGUUGUCGAUCUACCCCCUUAUGUGGUGGCGCCUAA
Messenger RNA from Dibothriocephalus latus, 285 nucleotides. NCBI's taxonomy places the organism in Eukaryota, Metazoa, Platyhelminthes, Cestoda, Diphyllobothriidea, Diphyllobothriidae. The record is from the annotation of a GenBank genome assembly.